This is a messenger RNA of Gadus chalcogrammus (walleye pollock), 2915 nucleotides long. It is a transcript of the gene sp3a, whose product is annotated as sp3a transcription factor. NCBI's taxonomy places the organism in Eukaryota, Metazoa, Chordata, Actinopteri, Gadiformes, Gadidae. The coding region runs from base 177 to 2237 and encodes 686 amino acids. Gene Ontology annotation, molecular function: RNA polymerase II cis-regulatory region sequence-specific DNA binding; DNA-binding transcription factor activity, RNA polymerase II-specific. The transcript has 7 exons. The record is from RefSeq and is a predicted model, not a curated record. Gene Ontology annotation, biological process: regulation of transcription by RNA polymerase II.
ACUGAGAGUAGGCCCCACCCUUUGUGUUCCCCCCACAGCCCCGUCAAUCAAAACAGAAAAAAAGCCCCCCAUCAGACACUUAUCGCGGUUGAACCGGCAAUCAAACCGAGGCGCGUGGUCAUGCAACGGUGGCGCGUGAUGAGCUAGACUUUCCCGCCCUUCCGACGAGUCCCGCCAUGACCGCCCCAGAGCAGCCCGUGAAACCGGAGGAAAUGGCUGACGCGGACAGCGGUCACGGCGACUUCCUGCAGCAGGACCACGGCAGAGGAGACCAGGACGCCCAGCCGUCGCCGCUCGACAUGCUGGCGACGACGUGCAGCAAGGUGGGCUCCCCGUCGUCCGAGGUGGAGAAAGAUGUGCAAUCAGACCUCGCCUCCAUCCAGCUCACGGGGACGGAGUCCUGGGAGGUGUUGACCCCCACCACCAAGGAAGAUUCCGGAAUGAUCCAGAUCCAGAACCAGGGCAUCCUCACGUCCAACGGCCAGUACGUGGUCCCCCUGCACAACCUCCAGGGCCAACACAUCUUCGUUACGUCGGGAGCGGACGGCUCCUCCGCCAACACAGUGCCUAACAUCCAGUACCAAGUCAUUCCUCAGCUCCAGACGGCCGACGGCCAGCUCAGCUUCUCCUCGGCCGGCGUGGACGGAGCCACGCUGGGUCAGGACUCGGCGGGGCAGAUCCAGAUCUUGCCCGACGGCAGCCAGGGCAUCAGCGUCUCGGCGGCCGACAUGCUGGCCACCACCCAGAGCCUGGUGUCGCAGGCGGGCCACCUCGGGCAGCUGCAGGGGGUGACCAUCGACGGCUCCGCCUUCGGCCACCAGGGCCAGGUGGUCACCAACGUGCCUAUGGGUCUGCCGGGGAACAUCACCCUGGUGCCCCUCAACUCCCUGGAGCUGGACUCCCUGGGGCUGUCCUGCGCCCAGACCAUCGCCACGGGGAUGACGGCGGACGGGCAGCUGAUCCUGGCCAGCCAGCCCGGGGACGGCUCGGAGGGCGGGGCCCGCCCCGGCGAGCAGCUCACACAAACUCUGACUGUCGGCGACCUGAACGCCGCUCAGGAGAUGUACGUGCCGGUGUCGUCGGCGUCGGCGGCGCAGCCCGGCUCGACGGACGGCUCGGUGCUGAUGACGCAGAGCACGGCGCUGUCAUCCAUGUCCGUGGGGGGGCAGGCGGACUCCGGCCUCCACGAAGUCUUCAUCCAGCAGAACCAUGCGCAGACCCUAAACGCAUCCACGCCCCAGACCGUUCUCCAGCUCCAGCCAGAGCCAGCCCAGUCGAGCAACGGGCAGCAGGUGAUGCAGUCGGUGGCGGGCGACCAGAACCUGCAGCUCAUCAACCCGGGGACCUUCAUCAUCCAGGCCCAGACGGUGUCGGCCUCCGGGCAGAUCCAGUGGCAGACCUUUCAGGUGCAGGGCGUCCAGAACCUGCAGAACCUGGGGCUGCCCACCUCGCAGCCCCAGCAGAUCACCCUGGCCCCGAUGCAGACCCUGUCCCUGGCCGGCGGCCAGGUGCCCAACCUGCAGACGGUGACGGUCAACUCCAUCGUGCAGCAGGAGGGCCACAGCCCCGGAGACAUCCAUAUAAAAGAAGAGCCUGACUCUGAGGACUGGCAGCUGGGGACGGACUCCACGCUGAACACCAGCGACCUGUCCCACCUCCACGUCCGGCUGGUGGACGAGGACGACCCGCUGGGCCAGGAGGGCAAGAGGCUGCGCCGGGUGGCCUGCACCUGCCCCAACUGUAAAGAGUCGGGCGGCAGAGGGUCGAACAUGGGGAAGAAGAAGCAGCACAUCUGCCACAUCGCCGGCUGUGAGAAGGUGUACGGCAAGACGUCCCACCUGCGGGCGCACCUGCGCUGGCACUCCGGGGAGCGGCCCUUCGUCUGCAGCUGGAUGUUCUGCGGGAAGCGCUUCACGCGCAGCGACGAGCUGCAGCGCCACCGACGCACACACACAGGCGAGAAGAAAUUUGUGUGCUCCGAGUGCUCCAAGCGCUUCAUGCGGAGCGACCACCUGGCCAAGCACAUCAAGACGCACCAGAACAAGAAGGGGGGCGUGGCCUCGCUGGAGUCGGCGGGCUCCUCGGACGGCAGCAUCAUCGCCACGACGACGGGCGGCACCACACUCAUCCUCACCAACAUCCAGCAGGGCUCCAGCCACGCCCAGGACCUCCUGGCCAACGCCGAGAUGCCCCUGCAGCUGGUCUCCGUGGCGACGGCCGGCGACGCGAUGGAGUGACCGCCGCGCUCGUCUCCCAUUUUGUUUCCUUGACCCCGCCCCCUCCGCCCGCCCCGCCCACAGACAGACUGCUUAAUUACGUUCCCCUUCGACUUCCUGACUGCUUUUUUUAAAGGAACCCCGGUCAGGAACAUGUUCUAUGAAUACACAUAUAUAUAUUUUAACACGUAAGCUAAGGGCUUGAUGUCCGCGAGCAGUCUGGGUUUCUGUUAUGUUUUUCUUUUUACCGGGCAAAGAGUACAGUAGUGGCAAAAAAAAACCGAAGACCCCGCGGUGUCAUGUGUUUCCAAGGAGAUGCCUUAUUUUGUAAAACGCUGUGUCGCGUGGCACCUGAACACGGGGCCGUGGUAUGUUUUUGAAGAUGCUAAUUUGUUCACAUGUAUUUUGAAGAAAAAUCGUAGAGAAAACGAGCGGUACCGCGGUUCGAACAACGUCCUCGUACGGACGUUAUGCCUUUAUUGACAAUAACCUUGGCGAGCAAGGUCCGUUUUCACACGCGGCUGAUGAAUAGCGAAGGUCAAGCUUUUCAUGUCCAGAUUGUGUCGUCAUGCAAACCUAUCGAUGUUGUUAUUGGCGUUUCUACAUAAUGCAUUUCUGUUUUCGUUCUGUUUCUCGUGCCCCCUCAACACCGCGCUCUUCUUGUAGUCGUAGCGCUCACUAACGAAUGUCCGACUCUGC